Rhodamnia argentea is the source of this 1395-nucleotide messenger RNA. Its product is annotated as 1-aminocyclopropane-1-carboxylate oxidase homolog 1-like. Lineage: Eukaryota; Viridiplantae; Streptophyta; Magnoliopsida; Myrtales; Myrtaceae. The record is from RefSeq and is a predicted model, not a curated record. Bases 160 to 1389 code for a protein of 409 amino acids. The transcript is spliced from 3 exons.
GCACGUGAGAAAUGCUCGAGAGAAAAAAUAACACUCCCCUUAUUUUAUGAUCUAGGCCAUGGUUGCUCUCUAAUCCGGACGCUUGAUCACCAUCCGGUUGAUAAGAGUCCCUUUCGAUUGCACGUGAUCGGACGCGGACCGGGCAACUACUACUUCUCCAUGUUUCUGCAGAAUAUAAAUGGUCAUACAGCCUCACCAGAAGGGCACAAUCCAAUCACCUUAAUAGGCUUCAAAGCUUCUGCUACCAAGAUGCAAACCUUGCCCAGUCCUGGUGAAUCCUUCACCUGUAGUGGACCGUGCUAUGACAGAGCCAAAGAAGCAAAGGAAUUUGAAGAGACCAAAGCUGGCGUCAAAGGCCUCGUCGACUCGGGCGUGGCCAAGGUCCCUAGGCUCUUCAUCCACCCACCCCAGAACCUGCGUGACCUGUCCUCCGACACGGAUGGGGCUGCCACUGGCCUCGAGGUCCCUGUCAUCGACAUGAUGGGCUGUGAGGAUUGCCGGCGGAAGGAUGUGGUCAACGACCUCCGUAGAGCAUUGGAGACUUGGGGUUUCUUCCGGAUAAUCAACCAUGGAAUCCCGGUUGACGCUAUGGAACGCAUGCUGGAAACUGUCAAGCAGUUCCACGAGCAGCCUGAGGGAGUGAAGAGAGAGUGGUACUCCAGAGACGAUGCUAAGAAAUUUAGGUACUACAGCAAUGGAGACUUAUUUUGGUCCAAAGCAGCAACUUGGAAGGACACUCUCUUCUUUGAUUUCCCCUCUGGAGGGCUAGAACCAGAGGCAGUCCCUGUUCUAUGCAGAGAGCCGGUUUUUGAGUACGAAAAGCACAUUGAAAAGUUGAAGAGAUCUCUAUCUGAACUACUAUCAGAAGCAUUAGGGCUUGAUUCAGGCUAUCUUGGUGAAAUUGAAUGCAUGGAAUCCAAGACAAUGGUAGGCCAUUACUACCCAAUUUGCCCUGAGCCAGAGCUGACUCUGGGCACAAUCAAUCACUCAGAUGCCGCAUUUCUCACCCUUCUCCUACAAAACCACCAUGGAGGCCUCCAAUUCCGCCACAAAGACCAGUGGGUUGAUGUGUCCCCUGUGCCUGGAGCAAUCCUUGCCAACAUAGGAGACCUCAUGCAGCUUGUUAGCAACGACAAGUUCAAGAGUGCGGAGCACCGGGUCCUCGCCAGGCAGGCUGGGCCUCGGGUCUCGGUCGCGUGCUUCCUCUUCCCCAGGGGGACACGGAAGUCGAAGCCAUAUGGACCGAUAGAGGAGCUUCUCGACGAGGACAAUCCACCCCUGUACAGAGAGACCUCUUUCCCAGAGUACUUUGGGUAUUACCUCUCCAGUGGCAAUGGCAUGAAUGGUGAAGCGGUGCUUCCUCAUUUCAGAGUAAGCGAGCCCAAGUAGAGAGUA